AUGUUACCAACAUUAUCGGGUGUACCAGGAUCAGAUUACAUGAAUGGAAAUUAUAUCAAGGUAAGACCAAAACUCCCUUGUAGCUCUGAAGACUGUUGAGCUUUCCAAAAUGAUGUCUUGUCAUGUGAUGUACACCAGGCAACACUCAGUGGCUUCAAAAUUAAUGUAAUCCUCAUGGCAAUACAGGGUGCAAAGAAAGUCAGUUAUACAGCCUGUCAUUCGGGCAAGCUGUAGCUAGCAUGUUCUCGUUCACAAGUCAUUUCAACUAGCCCAAAACACUUUUUGAUUAGCAGGAUUGAUUACAAUCUGUUUGUAAUUUAAAGUUCCCCCCAAAACAGCACUUGCCCGUCGGGCAAGUUAAGAACAAAAAUCACUAGCCCGAUAGCAAAAUCCACUAGCCCCGGGCUAUCGGACAAGACUUUCUUUGCAUGCUGCAAUAACUCCCAUUUUUGUCCUUUUGGGCAAUGUACUUGAGUUUUUUAAUGUAACACAGUCCUGUAAGUGUUACAUGUAGGUGUCAGUAUGUUUGGAGACUCAGCUGAUAGCUAACUGGUGAUGACCAAUUUUUCAGGGUGCGGAUGGAAACACUGCAUACAUAGCCUUACAGGGACCUCUGCCAAGAACUGUUGAUGAUUUUUGGAGGUUGAUCGCUUCUCAUAGAUGCCAGGUGGAUAAUGUGUAUAACUUUUUAUAUUAUUGUUAUCUUAGUAGUUAUUGAAUUGUUUUUAUUGGUUUACAUUAGUAUUUAAAGAAAUAUCUCUUAACUAUAAGCAAUGCAAGGAGGUUUGUACUGUAUGUUAUGGACUGAGUUUUUACUCAAUGUUAUCGCGGCUGUCCAAGGUUGAAGUGCACAGGCCAAAAAAUCAACAGGAUAAAAGGAAGAUCUGUAACUUGCAGCACAGACUGAGAAAAUGAGGUUGGCUACAUUGUAGGUAUAGUUAACUGGGCAUACCGAAAAGGAAACUUUCAAAAUAUUUAGCGCAUUGUACUCCAGUGGAGUAAGGCCUGUUUCAAACAUUGUGCUAGCUGCUGUUCUAAGCUGGCUUGACUUCAGCACAAGUGCAGUAGCACAACUUGGUUUCAAACGUGGAAUUUAACUCAGUCAAAUAAAAUAACUGGUGUGGAUACAAAGCUUUUUAGUGAACUUCUAAAAUGUAUGUAUUAUUCAUGAAUUGAGUCCAGCACAGCAGCGGCACGAUGGUUAAAACCAAGACGUGCUACAGCUGUGUAGCACAGCAAAACUUGCCAUGUUUCAUGGCAGUGGCACCACUUGGCUUGAAACGUUGUGCUACUGCUGUGAUAGUUAAAGCUGUUCCUUUAAGUUAGGCAUGGCAGUACAGUUGUAGCAUUUGAAACAUGCCUUGAGGACCUGCAAAAUCGACCAUAAUCACAGCACAUGUAACUGACAAAGAGGUAUUAAUAAAUGAUUUUACUAAGCUUUCGCAUUUUAUCUGAAUUUUCUUAUCUUACUGCUAGAUCGUGAUUAUGGUAUGCAGAGAAAUUGAGAUGGGAAAACUGAAGUGUAAAAGAUAUUGGCCCAUGAGUAAGGAUGAGAAAAUGAGCUUUGCUGGUAUGCAAAUCUCACUGGUAAGUAAUAUAUCACGUUAUUAUUUUAACAGUUUGCCUGUUGCACCUUGUUCAAAGAAUAAAAUACACUGUAGCAAUAUUUGUUUGCUGGUCCAUCCAUUUAUGAGACCCUGUCCCUUCUUGCAGAUCUCUGAAGAAGACAUUGCUGAAGGCUUUGUUAUCAGAACUAUGCAGAUGAAAUCUGUGAAGGUACACGGGUAUAUUUCUUAUGUUUAAUUCUCGUAACCCUUUAAGCUCCAAGAUCCAAAUACAAAUUGUCCAGACCGAUCUCCAUACGUUUCCUUUAAGAAUAGUUGAGAGAAUUUGGUUUAAGAUCAAAGUAUUCUCCCUUUGGUCCUCAAUUGAGUAAUUCUCAUAACCUUUUCUCUUGUUGAUCUUGUUGUUACGAGAAAAUUGAUGUUGGAAACUCUUAUGACAAGCAGCCAGCAUGAUCGUACAUGUUUUUUUUAAAGCCCAUGGCUGUUGGUCUGGCCAGUGUUUGAAGCAGCAUCCUCCUGCUCGGCAGACCAGCACUGUUCCCACUGUGCUAACCUAAACUGGGCGACCAAAAUUAGUUGUCUUAGUAAAUGUGUACAUUGUACUAUACUAUUAGUUUGAUGAUCACCUCUGUUACAACUGACCUCCAAAUCUUAUUAUCUUGGAGUUUUUGAUGGUAAAUCAGGCGAGGUAAUUAACUUGUAUUUAAUAAAAACAAGGGUAAUUUUCCACUGGCUGAGUGUAACGAAUUAAGUGGAAAAUGUUAUUCUCACACACUGCUGGGUGCCUGGGUAUAGGUCAUGUGACUGAAGGGCGGGCAGUUGCUUUUGUUGCUACCGUCAUUACUGACCUUCCCACCCCCCACCCUAAGAUUUCAGUUUUGUAUUCUGUUAAAUGUACGGUGCAACUUUGUAGUGUUUGUUAGUGUCCUACCUUUCUAAGGUUAUGAUAUGUGAGCAUUUUUGAGUUUAAAAUAAAGGUCAGGCUGCGGCGGUCGGCUUGGCAUGGCUACCAGUGGUGUGUGAGAAAAAAAAAUUAAUAUAAGGGGUUUGUUAUGAUAGAAAUUUUGCAAUCAUAUUACAUGUACUAUUAAUACAAGACUCGAUCAUUCAUUCAUACCUUGAUGUAGGACCAAAUGACGUGUUCAUGCAUCAUUGACAUUCAUAACAAUUGAUCAAAUUUGUUAUUGAACUAUUAUAAUUCUUUAUUAUUUUUUUUAGGAUGAAAUGACAGUGACCCAAUUACAGUACACAGCAUGGCCUGAUCAUGACGUCCCAAAGUCAGCAACUCCUCUCAUUGAAAUUAGUAGAACUCUUAAAAGUCUCCAAGGCAACAGAAAACAACAAGUUUUAAUUCACUGCAGGUCAGUUACGUCAGUGCUACUUAACAAUAAUAUUAAAGUUACAUGUACCUCUAUUUUUUUGGACUGAGAGGUCAUGUUCCUCAUACUUUAUAAUCAGUCAUGCAAAAAAAUCUCAUAAACAGUCCUCCUAAAUUGCAGCUGAACUUUUUGAAACUGAAGUUUCAUGUUAGAUUUCUUGGAGAAGAUCCACUCAUUGCAUUAGCCUAUGUACAUAAUUAUGUUCUUUCUGCCUGGGACUAUAUCCUUCCCAACUUCUUUUCACAAUGUUUCUGCAUAGAGGCAAUCCAUUGCUUUGGAUUGUUUUCUUUUAUGUACUUGCCUUUAAAGUCUCACUGAUGAAAAGAGUCUGCUAUUCAAAAUACUUUAAAAUUUGACUUUCAGUGCUGGAUGUGGUAGAACAGGAACAAUCUGUGCUGUAGAUUAUGCUUGGGAUCUGCUUAAGAUGCAAGUAAGUGCAAGUUAAGAAAAUAAAAACUAACAUGUUACUUUUAUGUGUCUUACCAACAUCUCAUUCUGUUCUGUUCCUCUCCAUCCAUCCUCAUUCAUCUCAUCUGUUCAUGCAUGCAUUCCAUCACCUAAAUAAAUUCAUUAACAAAUUAAUCAAUUAAUCAAUUUAUACAUUCGUUUCUUGGUUAACUUGUUUUGUCCAUUUUUUAAAAUACUUUUUCUCUUCUUUAAUUUUUUUUUCUAUUCCAAGGAUUAAAAUUCUAAUUCCUGUUAUUUGUGUUGCAGAAAACAAACAAUUUUAGCGUGUAUGAUAUUGUAACAAGCCUAAGAAAGCAAAGGAUGGCUAUGGUCCAAACCAAGGUACCUAACAAAACAGAAAUAAUUUGCAGUGUUUUUAAGUAAACAAAAAAUAAAUGAAAAAUCUGCUGCAGAGGGUUUGAACUUCAUAGAACUUGGUCUUUACAUUUCCUUAGGCUAGUGUGGCAAUGACUUUACAGCAACACUGUCAAGCUUAAAAAAUGUAACGUAAUGUUGCUUCGCGCAGCAUGCAAAGAAAGUCGUAUCCGUUGGCCCGGGCCUAAUGGAUUUUGCUAUCAGGCUAGUGAUUUUUGUUCUUAACUUGCCCAACAGGCAAGUGCUGCUUUUUGGGGAAAUUCAAAUUACACAAGGAUUGUAAUCAAUCCUGCUAAUCAAAAAGGGUUUGGGGGCUAGUUGAAAUGACUUGUGGGCUAGUACAUGCUAGUUACAUCUUGCCGGAAUGGCAGGCUGUAAAACUGACUUUCUUUGCACCCUGCUUCAUGUAACCUUCCAUAGCCAGAUGCACUUUUUAAAGGUCAGAACACGAUAGGUGACAUGUUGCUGCAACAUGUCAUCGUGACAAAUCCACUUCUUGUAUGCAGGUCAGGUGACAAGUUGUGCUUUACAUUGCAUCGAAAAAUUGCUUCCUGGUUACUGGAGAAUUGUUGUGAAAAUCUUGGUCUGUGCAACAGAAUUUUGUCCUGUCACAAAAUUCUGUUGUGGAGACAAACAUUUUCACAGAAUUUCGAGAAAACGUUCUGUUUUUGUGAGUGAUUCUAUUUAAAAGACAGUAUAUUUACAGCAGUUAAAAGGGAUGCAAAGUUCUAAACAAGCUAUGUGAAAGGGGUACCAUUUGUCAAUAGAAGGUAUACAAAAGGGGUACCUUUUUUGUGAAAAACGGCGUAUGUUAAAAAGGGUAAGGGGUUGGACCUCGGGGCGGAGCCUCCCCGUAUAAACAUUAAUUGAGUCUCCCCGCCCCCCGGGAUUAUUGACAGCAACUUUUUGAGGAUCCAGCAAGUAUUGGUAGAUUUGAAUCGCAAUACUAAAUCUUCUGUUGGAUUUUAAGGUUAGCUGUACUAAAUCUUGAUAACACUUGCCCUUGAAGAUAAUCAUAUUAACGUGUUUCCAAACAGGAGCAGUAUGAAUUAGUCUACAAAGCUGUAGUCCAACUUGUUCAAGAGCAAAUAGAAGAGGAGAAAUUCACGUUCCACACAUACGUUAAUGUAGAGCUGCCCAAGUCUCCAAAGUCACAGACCUUAUCUGGGGAAUCAAACUAUGAGAACUGUGAGUUUAUUAGAAGCGUUAAUCGGUGGAAACAGAGUGACAUGCAAAAUGGAUCAGUGCCUAGGAAAAAGUUGCCUCUACCGGUGGAAGCUCCAGCAGGUACUAAAUUUGAUCCUAAACCAUCAUUGUCAAAAAAACCUGCGAUAACACCACCAUCUCCUGAUCCAUCAAAAAGACCACCUCUUCCACUACCCUCUCCUGAGCAAAAGCUGACAUCACCUGAUGUAAAAGGAGGCAAAGACUAUGUAAAUGUAGAGUUUUUAAGCUCCAAUGAGCAGAAAAGGAAAUCACCCAUGGAAAGUACAGAAAACAAGCCUGCAAUGCCAGGGAAACCAACAGUCCCUCAUAAACCAAUGCAAAAUUCUGAUGGUGGAAAAAUUAAGGGUCAAUCUCCAACGUCUGGACAACAAAAACCUCCUUCAAUAUCUGAUUAUGAAGUGCUUCCUGGACCACCAUCGACAGCAAGCCCGCCUACAGUGAUUAACACUAGAAAUAAAGGGACAGUCAGUGAUUACGAGAUCCCUCCUGUGGCUUCUCAAGGUGCUAAGAAUCCAACCAGACACGUUCCUGAAGGUAUGUGGAACUAUUAG
Molecule: messenger RNA, 5544 nt
Organism: Porites evermanni
Lineage: Eukaryota; Metazoa; Cnidaria; Anthozoa; Scleractinia; Poritidae
Source: the annotation of a GenBank genome assembly